Molecule: messenger RNA, 13369 nt
Organism: Porites lobata
Lineage: Eukaryota; Metazoa; Cnidaria; Anthozoa; Scleractinia; Poritidae
Source: the annotation of a GenBank genome assembly
AUGGCUUUCCCUGAUUUUCCAUUUCCCUCUGAGUGGAGCUCAUACUUGAGUCAUCAACAAGUUCUCAAAUACUUAGAAGAUUAUAUCAGUCAUUUUGACUUGUACAAAUACAUUCAGUUUAAUUCUAUCGUAAACAGUGUCUGUCCACUGAUAUGUGAAGACAGUCACCAGCCUCUGUGGGAAGUUGUUGUUACAGAUGCUGAUACAAAAGAAUCUCAAGUUUUAUUGUUUAAUGCUGUUAUUGUUUGCAAUGGAUAAGCUGCAUAAUUUUAAUGUAUCUACUUCUAGUCAGCAAUCUUAUAUCCUUGUUGUGCAGACACAUCCCCACCUUUUAAAAAAGAUUCUGUAAUUUAAUGUUUGUUUUUAUUUUAAGAGUAAAAGAAUACAGUGAAAUUUGGCUGUUUGUAUACCCCUCACUUCACUACCCCCCCCCCCCCCACCACCACCAUCACCACUUACUACAUGCAGACACCUGUAGACAAAUAAUAAUGGACAGUUUCAUAUGUCAGAACCAAAAGUUCAAAUUAAUGUUCUCUAAAAGUAACACACUUAAUGCAUACACCAGUUAAUUUGGACAGCAGACAUUUUCCUGUGUCCAGUCGCAGACUGCCAUAUAGCAUCAACUCUGCAUUACAGACACUUUUGAGCACUGUCUAUGACUGAAUAUCUUACUAGUGAAAACCUAUAACUGCAGCAAUGCCGAAUGACCUUUCAAAAGUUCUGUCAAAUACUCAGUCCACCUUAACCUGCAGUGGCGGAUCCAUAGGAGUGAACUGCCUCGGGCCUUCCCCUUAUUUUUAGACCAAACUGAGAUCUGAAGGCGCCCCCUUCCAGAGACCAGGCCCCCCCUUCCACCCCCUUAUCUCAGGGUCCAGGUGACCAGCCCCGCCCCCCUUCCAUCUGAAGGUCUGGAUUUGCCACUGACCUGUCCAUGCUAAAUAAAGUCAUGGAUUCCAUUGUCGUGUUUCAGUUAAGAGCUGUACUUAAAAGGUAAUUUUAGUUUGAGACUCACUGACUGAAGUUCCUUAAGUUACAGUUGGACAAACCCAAUGUUUUUGUGUAAAAAAUGUCUGCUCUAGUCUUUAUAUAUAACAUGUAUUUCUGCCUUUUUUUCUGACAUUCUGCUUAAUCUGGACACUGGAUAAUACGGACACUAUGGCCUCUUCCCUUCCCUUUCUGUCCGUAUUAUCAGGGCCGUAGCUAGGUUUAUUGUAACGGGUGGGGUAAGGUGGUGGUAAGGGGGGGGGUGCAUUAUCCCCAGUGCUGAAUGAAGGCGAGUGCAUUGUAGGUGGGUCUGGGGGUAUCCUCCCCCAGGAAGAUUUUCAAAUUUGGAGGCUCCUAAUCGCUAUUUUCAGCACUUGUCAUGAGAUAUGUCUGCGAAAAAUCGACCUUCAAUAUGAAAAUGGCAAACAAUUGCAAGUCACUAUAAUCAAAAUAACUGAGUCUAAAGAAAACAAAUCCAUCCACAGACUUAGUUUGUCUGGCUCAAUAGGUCCAGGGAGGGCAGCUGCCCUCCUUCCCCCCCCCCCCCCCCCCCACCCUAGCUAUGGCUCUGAUUAUAGCCUGAAUUUCACCGAAUUUCAUCCGAUUACUUCGAGUCGUUUUCACCUCUCAGCAACGAAGUUAGACUUUCAAAAAAGUCCUUCGUCGGAUUUCAAAUGGCGACUUCGUCGCUCGCGGUCGGCCGCUUUGCGGCCAAAAAAGGCUCGCUCCGCUCGCCAAGACGUCGACUUGUAGCAAGUCUACAACGACGUUACUAAGGGAGUAAUAACGACUGGAAGUAAUCGGAUGAAAUUCAGGCUAGCUUUUAUCAAAAAUACUUAAAAUUUCAUUUUAAUCAUUUUGUCUACAGACAUUAUUCUAUUCCUCGUUUGCCAGCAAUUCCUGGUCUGGAGUCUUUCCCUGGAGUUGUUAUGCACAGUCAUGAUUAUCGACAUCCUGAAGUAUUUACAGGAAAACAUCUGGUUAUUUUGGGUGCUGGGCCUUCUGGUGUAGAUAUUUGUCUCAACGUAGCAAACUGCGCAGAAAAAGUUUACCUCAGCCAUAAAAGAAGACUUUGCUCUAAACUUCCAGAAAAUGUGGAACAACAAAUGCCGAUAAUGUCUGUUUGCGCGGAUGGAACAGUCCUGUUUGAGGAUGGACAAGAGAGGAAAGUUGACUGCAUCUUAUUGUGCACUGGUUACAUUUUUUCUUUUCCAUUCCUGCAUGAUGACUGUAGUAUUCAGGUCAGGAACAAUCGGGUGACUCAUUUAUACAAACACAUUUUUAAUACAAAACACCCAACACUGUCUUUCAUCGGAGUGUGCUCCCUUUUCUGUGGAUUUCCACGUUUUAGUCUUCAAGCUCAAUACAUUGCAUCAGUGUUAAGUGGACGAAAGAGCUUGCCAUCUGAAGAUCAGAUGAAUACUGAUGAAGAACAAGAUUUUCAGGAGAGACUCUCUCUUGGUAUGCCUGAACACCAUGCUCAUGGUUUUGGAACAAGGGGAGAUUAUAACGGUGUCAUUGCACAGCUGGCUGGAGUUGAUCGACUGAGUCCACUUUACGACAACCUUUUUAAAUACGUGCUUGAGAAAAAGAAGUAUCACCUGAUGGAUUACACGAAAGACAAUUAUAAGGUUAAUGCUGACGGAACAUGGACAAGUCAACUGUUUUAGGUCCUGGGGGCGGGGCUAUUCAAUAAAGUUUUUUAUAGGGAGGCUCCGACCCGAGGUCCAACCCUUUAGCGUUUUAUAUACCAUUUUUGACAGAAAUGGUGCCCUUUCUAUUGACAAAAUCGUGCCCUGUUCACAUACGGUGGAACCUCGAAUUAACAAACCUCUAUAUAACGAAGGCCUCGCUAUGAUGAACGAUUUUCUUCAGCCCGGCCAAAAUUACAGUAAAAUGUAUGGAACAGAACCUCGAUUUAAUGAAAUCCUCAUUAUAAGGAAUACAAUCCACAAGCGCAAACGUAACAUUUACCUCGAUAUAACGAAUAAAUGUCAGCAUGUGAUAGAAGAUGAAUACCAAAUUAAACAGACCAACAAUGAUAAAAUUUAUGUGUACCGUAGUUUGAAGGUGGCUCGAUGCAGUUUUUCAGGGUCAAUACCUCCCAAGUUUGAGCAUAAACUACGUCGCCAUAGACAAACAUUUGGAAAAAUUGCCACCACAGUUGUAUUAAAUAAAGAUGAUAAUUUGUUAUGAUCAGGGUUGCAAUGACAUCGGAGUUGUCGUAGCAACGAAAUGACGCUGUUACCUAUUUUACUCACAGUAGUAUACCUUGGCAAUGGGAACUGUUCUUCCAAACUCGUUUACGAUAGCUUUUUCCUCGAAUAGCCGUCUCUAUGUUCGUGAAGUUUAAGCGAAAUCUGUAAGAGCGUUAUAUUGUUCGUAUGGUUAGAAAUACGGUAAAAAAUGGACAAUCUUGAUGUUCGGCUUUUUUCUGUAGAAAACGAAGCGCUUUUGACAUGCAAUUUCGCCUCAUAGUAGGUUCAAUCUUUUUAAAAACGUGUGUGAAAGAUCAUGGAGAUAGCUCCAGCCGAUUGCUAGAAAGAAGGAUUUGAUUAGUAUGUAUCCAGGCACUCUUGUUAGCGGUUUGUAAACAUUUUGGUCUACUUUAGCAAAUUAGCAAAUAAUUUUUAAACCGCUUGAUAGAUUUUUUAAAAAAUUUAAGAUUCUUGAGAUUAACCUUCCUUUUAUAUGACCUCUUAGUUUCAAGAUUAUUGAUAGAUUGUAAGGCAGUAAAAUAAGGGCUACAAUUCGCUAAUAUUUUGUCGGAAAUUUUGUGUUUACAAGGGAGAGCCUCUCAUUAUUCAAAGUAUUGCCUCCAAGUUUCAUGUUUUCGUGCACAACAAUAGCUAGCAUUAUUGAAUAUUUUAAAUGCUUUGUUAGUUACUGCUGUUCACGUAAAAAUGAAACUUGGAGACAAUACCUUGAAUAAUUAGAGGGCUUUCACUUGUAAUGAUGAAACUUCCGACAAAAAAUUACGAAUGCGUUUCGGGUCAUGAAUCGGGUCAUGUGUUCCAAGCGAGAUUAUGAGUUCAUUUCAGAUACGUCACCGAAAUGCAUUGAUCGAGAAGGCCUGGGAAGCCAAGCUGUCGGCAGCUCAGACGAACAGAAACAAUGUUGAAAUCAGACCAGCCAUUCUUCCUUAUUUUUCCUUUAGCUUUUCUUCUUUCUCUAACCCUUAUUCUCACCCUCACCCCUAGUCUUACCCUUAUCUUUACCCCCACUCUCACCCUUGAUCUUGGCCCUUCAUAGCCUAAGAAAACAGCUGACCUUGUAGCCUGUGUAGCAAGCGUUUCCUGGUUUCGGAGCAAAGGAAGACCGAAGAACGAGAUUUCCGGUUUUGGCCGCGCGAAAAAUGGAACGAGAGCGAAAAAAUGAAGGAGGGGAAGGGAAGGAAGCAAAAGCUGUUUCCUUCCUUUCUUCCUCACCGGUCCCCGCCCUGUUAGUGGCGCCAUUUUUCACGCGGUUUUUGACUCUAGUUCCUCGUUCUUUGCUCCGAAACUUCAAGGAAACGUUGAAGCUCAGCGACCUCUUGCUCGAGCGGGGAAAAACAAGAGAACAAAAAUGAAUAUUCACACAUAAGGUACAUAAAGUGUUAGAUUGUACAUCAAGGUUCCGUUUAUAUGGAGGAAAGUUCUCUUAUUUGUUUAUUUACAAAAGUAUUUAUUUAGCUUCACCUAACUAGAAUACAAUCUUUAUACAUGAAUACAUAAAUAUUAUUAGGCGCGCUGCAAGUUUUCAACGCUCUUUAGGAAGCCAAUGGACUGUGGCGACCAUUCCUGGGUUGCGUAGCCGGACGAUAGAGAGAUAAAGUGUACGACGUGUUUGGGUGCUUUGGAUGUACCUAGAAGCUCGGCGCACAAAGCCGAGGAGUUUGUUGGCUUUCGCACGCUGUUCAGUCACUUAUUUCUCCGAAGUAAGAUUGCUUGACACCCACACACCGGGCGGAAAGGUCACCCGCCUACCCGGGCUACUCUGGGCGAGUCAACCUUUCUUACAUUUCCUUAAGAAACCUGACGAGCCGUUCACGUGAGAAACAAAAAGUUGGGCUAGGCGGGUCACCCUGUUGUGAUGGUAGCGUCAUUAGCCUCCUAGGUCUCCUAGCCGGGCCAACUUUUCGCCAUACCCUUGCUCGCCAGCGCCUCAGCCGGGUCAACUUAGUCAAGGCGAGACUGAAAAUAAGAGCAGGGCAUAAGGACAGAUACCCUGGGUGCCAGAGGUUAUUUCUGUUGACGUAGAAGGUAAAAAGUUUUCGAAAAGACGGCGACACGAUGUUCUACUAGUUUUAUUAUUUUGGCUAGGCGCUCGAAUUUAAAAUACUGAAAUUUCUAUUUUUCCGUUGUUUUUUCAGUACAUAAAUCUUUAAAAACAAAAGCAAACAGCGAACGAACGAGGACACAAGUUUUCCUGGUUUAUUUUUUACAAAAAGCGAAGGCAAACAACCAGUCUGUUAACACUGAAAAUUCCUUGAACAGUGAUGCGAUAUUUUUCGUCUAAUACUUCACAGUUGGCGAUUGAGGUUUCUUUCGCAGUGGGCCUCCGUUUGCGUACCCCGUUCAGAGAAGUCAUUUCCGGCUAAACUUUCAAAUGAAACCAGUUUUAAGAUGGACAGUAUUUUGAUUUGCAUCCGUUUGUUGGUAAAUCAGAAGGCACCUUGUUAGCGGUCAACAACUUGCAGAGGGAUUCAACUCCGCCCCGAUACACUCACUUUCCCUAAAUAAAGCAAAUCCUGAGAAGAUAUGAACAACCAUAUGAAUUUUCUGAAUUUCCAUGGCACAUAUUAAGGCCAAGAGCCAUAAUAAUCCUAUUAUGGCUCUUGUUAAGGCAUAUUUUCCUACCAUAAGACCAUAAAACAAUAAAAAAGAGAGCAAAAUCGAUCCUUCGAUUCUCUCUGCCGACGACGGAUCAUCCACGAAAACAACCACGCGAGGAAUAAGCGCUUUCAACUUCCGGCGUUUCCGACAGCCAAUCACAUCUUGUGGCAUUGUUCUAACAGCCAAUCAGCGUUACGGCCAAAAUCUGGCCAUAACGAGUACAGACGUGAAUGAGUUUGGAUCACGCCCAAUUUUAGCGUUAGCCGUUAGAGAGAAUGUAUGAGAACCGCUCAAAUUGGGCGUGAUCUCAGGUUAAGUCGACCGUCCAACGUCGACCACAGGGCAACUAGGGCGACGAAGCUCCUUGUCACACGCGAGAAGAAACCUCCGGUGUCCAGGGUAAAGGAAACGCUCGUUCAGUUGUGAUGAGGAGGCGGACUGGAACUAGUUCGAUCCGCUGUCAGGGUAGGCUCGAUUUCCGCCGUCUCCCGGGUCCGGUCUUGAUCCUCUCCUCUCCUUCGGGGGGAUGAGUGCGGGCUCAUUUUCCCGAACAGCGGCUGGUAAUCGAGCCUACUGUCAGGGCAAGAAAAAUGGCGCUGUGUAGCUAUAGAUCGUUUUAUCUGUCACGCAACAAAAAAUUAAAUUGGAAACCGUCCAGUGGAAGAAACCAAGAAAAUUAAGUGUUAUAAAAGGCUAAUACAUAAACAAUUUGUUCAAGUCUCAGAUCUUUGUGGCCCAUGGUUUCUGAGUAUUUGGCGAAACGUUUCACGCACCUUUGAAGACAUUUGUAUGGAGACGCCAUAUUGGUGCACCGUCAAUAUGGCCGCCGGAAAUCAAAAAAAACAUCUGGGCCGAGUUGUUGAAAGCCGGGUUAUGAUAACCCAGGGUUAGUGCGAGAUUUGAAUUCAGAUUUGAAAGCUUAAAAAGGCAUUUCAGUCUUAAUUCUUUUUGUCUACAAGUUGAUGAUUGGAAGCUCUAAAAAUAACAGACAAAAUUAUCCGAGAAAAUGAAACCGGGGUUAAAUUUAACCCGGGGUAAGCGCUAAUCGUCCUUCGAACAACUAGACCGAGGAGUUUACUUUUCCUAUAAAGCUCUUUCUUUUCACUCGAGAACUAGCGUACGUAAGCAUAAACAUAUCUUCUAAUACUUGAAGUGGUUAUAUUGCUGAAAAUCAAGCUUAAGAGGAGAGACUUUUUCAACGAGACAGCAUUCCUAUUUUGGUGUCACGCACUGUGAAAACUCGGAAGUUCAAAUUGCUGUAUUUUCGAAAUGAAACAUGCUACGGAAAUGGAAAAUUGUACAACGAUUUACUUUUUGUUUAUCUUCAACCUAGAGUAAAUAAGAAUUCGUAAAGCCUCGCUAUUUUGACUUUACAAUUUGAUGACGUCACAGUGAAAACCAUCUAUAGCUGGAGGUUGGUCGCAUUAGCCUGCUUAGCGAGCGUUCCCCUUUGGUAUCGGGUAGGCUUUUGUACAUUAUGCUAGCAUUUUUUCGAGCAUUUUAGUGAGGCAAAAGCAUUGAGCAUUAUUCGAGCAUUAUUCGAGCAUUUUAGUGGCAUUUUCCCCGGAAAAUUAAUUUUUCCGAGAAAAUAAAAUAGAAAUUAACUUUUUUCAGGAGCCCAUGCCCCAUGAGCUCCUGCUUCUUUAAACAAAAUGAAGACUAGAAUUCAAAUUCACAAAAAACCUAAUACAGCUGAUUUUUUUGGCUGUAUUUAUGAACUUGUACACGUUGUCGUUGUUACUUGCAACACUUGCACGUUUUUGUAAGUGUAAACUUUGAAAUUAAUUAAAAAAACCGUUUGUAUAAUGAGCAUUAUCCGAGCAUUUUAGUGACUAUUUUGGGGAGACCGAGCAUUUCAGUGGGAAAAAUGGAGCAUGAAGGUGGAGCAUUUUAGUAGGGAAGCAAAAGCAUGAUGUACAAAAGCCUAGUUUCGGGGCACAGAAAGACCGAGGGACGCGAUUUUCGGUUUGGGCCGCGCGAGAAAUGAAACGAGGGCCAAAAAUGAAUGUGGCGGGGUGGGGGUGGGGAAGAAAGGAAGUUUUUACCUGUUUUUCCUUCAGUUUAUUGUCUUUCUUCAACACCCUAUCCCUACCCAUUUUCCUUUCCCCGCUGUUUCACUCGCGCCAUUUUUCGCCCGGUCUAUGACUCUCGUUCGCGUUUCUAGCUCGUUCGCUUGCAGCGAAUGAUCAGGGAAUAAUGUCCAACGUCCCAACGUCCGCUGGAUAAUCUCUUUGGUCCACUAAUAUGUCCCGAACUAAUGUCUGCCAUCUUGUUUUGUCUCUUUGGUGGUGCCCAGACCUUCUCCGUAAUCCCCUUUCGAUUGUUUCCGGCGUCGCUGAGGUUCAACGUCAGCUGUUUUCUCAGGCUGUAAAAGGGACAACUUUUCUCCAUCAACAGGGCCUAAGAGAUGCCCCAGCUUCGAGUGUGUGUGAUUGGAGCCGGGGCUGCAGGACUUGCGGCCGCUAGACACCUCACAAGUGAGCUCGAUGUGUUUGAUGUGCGUGUGUUCGAGAAAGCCUCUCGUGUCGGCGGAACAUGGGUGUACAGCGAAAAUACAGGAAUUGACGAACGCGGAAUUCCUGUUCACUCCAGCCUUUACAGAAAUCUCAGGUAUAGCGUGUCAUUUCUGCUGAUAGACACUAAGUGUUCAGUUUUCUGGUACCAUCAGGGGCACCCAACGUCAAUUUUUGGAAAAUAUCUGUUCGGAAGACGAUUUGAGAUCUAGAAUUUUCGAAACAUUUGUUGUAAAAUUUCUUGCUUGCCUGUCUCUCCUGGGAUUUUCGAACAUCUAAAAAAUGGUCUAAUUUCCCAUUUUUAACGGAUUUUUACCCUAAAAAGGUCACCUAGAAUUUUCAGGAGCCUUUUUUCUGUCUGAAAUUUUCGAAAAGGUAAGUUUUGAUCCCUAUAAUUUUCGGAUCACUAGACUUCCAGCUAGGAAAUCCGAAAGGAUGAAAAAUCUUUUAGGGGAUAAAAAUAUGCCUGUAUCUAACGUUUAAAUACUAAAAUACGUUCAACAAUGCUAUGUUUAAGUGGUUUUGAACUAUAUUCUCGUUGGGUUCCCCUGUAGAGUCCCUGUACAAUGACCCGGUUCCUCCAUCGCACUCUAUUACGUAACAGUUUUUUGAAAGCACGCUGCGUCGAAGCGGGUCUGGCGUAUGGACCUUGGCAAUCCUAUAGACCUCUUUAGCUUGUAUGUUUUAUUUUCCCAAUGGAGGUAAGGUGAUAAUACUCUAGACAACUGUUUCUUGCAAAUUUCAUCUUAUUCACUUGCUUUAUGAAAAGACAAAGGGUCAAAUUCCCUUGGGUCCUUCAUUGGGAAAAUGUUUAACAAGCUAAAGAGGUCUAUUUAUGCCUGUGAAUAAUAUUUGUGGGUUUGCCUGUAUAAAGUCAAUUCUGCUUCGCAAUAGUGUGCUCAGUCUUCUCGGUGUUUUGUACACAUUUUCUUUGCUCAACUGUGCAUUGGUUUUGCCUUCAUUAUUGCUACAGCCUUCUUUCAUGGCUGACCAGUUUUGGUGAACUGCCUUAUUAUUCAGCAUUUACAAGAUGUGUUUAGCAGUCCCGUUGAUCUUCUUUCACUUCUGUCUCACUAUACUCCAACUCUUCUGAUUCAUCCAAAUCAUUUAGGACCAGGUUCUUCUGAAUCUAACCCUUUAUCAUCUAUAAUAUCAUCACCAUCAUUGUCAUCAUCCUUGUCUGCAUGGUUUAUCCAGGCAUUAAUUCUUUGUUUGUAACUGACACAAGUGACAGCAUUUGUUAAGUUUGCCUGAGUUGCUUAUAGUGCAACUACCGGUACUCAAACCUUAACUGGGGCAUGGCGCACUUGAAACAAGAUUAUCCAAGCAAAACGUUUUUUGAAAACAAAAGAUUCUCAAGAUUAUUCUCGGACCAAAGCAUUCAUAAAUUUGAGUGCUGUUUCCUGAGAGUUGAGGUAAGUUCGAACAGUUUUUGAGUUUUCAAUGGUUGCAUAGUUGAAUCUUGAAUUUUAUUGGUCUGUUUGCAAAAAAAAAAAACUUGAGAAUUUUUUGUUUUCAAAAAUUGUUGUGAUUGGAUAAUCUUUUUUCGAGUACUCCGUUUCCAUGAGUGGUCGCACUGUAAAGAAUUGUUUGUAAUGAUAAACAAUAUUCCUUAAAUUGCAAUUACAAUAUUGCUGUGAUGGUCAGAUCUUCAUUUAGAGUUGUAUUCCCACACAGGUUCAUCUUCUUUCUGUAGCUGUUGCUUUUUACUGACUAAGUCAGACUUCAGUGUACACUUUGGGAUGAUCCAGGUCAGGAUCUGUGAUCCUAGAUCACUCAGAUAAUGAUAGAUAAACUGAACCGAUGAAUCCUUGUCCAGAGUGGAUUCAUCGGUUCAUUUGAUCUACCACGAUCCGAGUGAUCUCUGAUCCUGAUGCGGAUCAUUCCAAAGGAAUGCACCCUUUGAUCCUCAGAACAGAACAAGAUGUUGCUUUCUUUGUUGUCCCUAUUGUUUGAGCCCAUUUUUUGCUCCAGUUGUGUUUCGUGUCCAAGUGCCCUGUGACUAUCUUAAGGAAGUCUCGACAUCUCAAAUAGUAUAAUUUGUGCAAGAUGGUGCACUGCAAAUUUGUUGCAGCUAUUAUAACUCAGUGUAUUAUAUUGCUAGCCUGGUGGUGUUGACAUUCAAAAACAGAGGUCUUCUGAUCAUGAUGGGAGAUAGUUUUAAUUCUUGUCAUGGUCUUUAAACAUGAAAUAUCAAAAUUUCAUAUAGUUAUCAUUGUGUUUUCUCUGAAUUUUAAAAACUGUUCUCAGAUUAAUUUAUCAAUUAUUUAUGAUGAUAAAUAAUUAUUAUUCAUCAUCAUAAAAUUGUUGAUGAUCAAUAUUAUUGUAAUAUUAAUUUAUAAUUCCCCUGACCACCUGAAAACAUGUUAAUAAAUUUCACUGACAGUAUUUCCAAUUUUGAUCUUCUUUUCAGAACCAAUCUGCCCAAAGAAAUUAUGGCUUUCCCUGAUUUUCCAUUUUCCUCUGAGUGGAGCUCAUUCUUGAGUCAUCAACAAGUUCUCAGAUACUUAGAAGAUUAUACCAGUCAUUUUGACUUGUACAAAUACAUUCAGUUUAAUUCUAUCGUAAACAGUGUCUGUCCACUGAUAGGUAAAGACAGUCAGCAGCAACUGUGGGAAGUUGUUGUUACAGAUGCUGAUACAAAAGAAUCUCAAGUUUUAUUGUUUAAUGCUGUUAUUGUUUGCAAUGGGUAAGUUGCAUAAUUUUAAUGUAUUUCUUCUAGUCAGCAAUCCUAUAUCCUUGUUUUGCAGACACAUCCCCACUUUUUAAAAAAGAUUCUGUAAUUUAAUGUUUGUUUUUAUUUUAAGAGUAAAAGAAUACAGUGAAACUUGGCUGUUUGUAUACCCCUCACUUCACUACCCCCCCCCCACCACCACCACCACCACCACUUACUACAUGCAGACACCUGUAUACAAAUAAUAAUGGACAGUUUCAUAUGUCAGAACCAAAAGCUCAAAUUAAUGUUCUCUAAAAGUAACACACUUAAUGCAUACACCAGUUAAUUUGGACAGCAGACAUUUUCCUGUGUCCAGUCACAGACUGCCAUAUAGCAUCAACUCUGCAUUACAGACACUUUUGAUCACUGUCUAUGACUGAAUAUCUUACUAGUGAAAACCUAUAACUGCAAUGCCGAAUGACCUUUCAAAAGUUCUGUCAAAUACUCAGUCCACCUUAACCUGCAGUGGCUGAUCCAGAGGAGUGCCUUGGGCCUUUCCCUUAUUUUUAGACCAAACUGAGAUCUGAAGGCGCCCCCUUCCAGAGACCAGGCCCCCCCUUCCACCCCCUUAUCUCAGGGUCCAGGUGACUGCCCCCCCUUCCAUCUGAAGGUCUGGAUCUGCCACUGACCUGUCCAUGCUAAAUAAAGUCAUGGAUUCCAUUGUCGUGUUUCAAUUAAGAGCUGUACUUAAAAGGUAAUUUUAGUUUGAGACUCACUGACUGAACUUCCUUAAGUCACAGUUGAACAAACCCAAUGUUUUUGUGUAAAAAAUGUCUGCUCUAGUCUUUAUAUAUAACAUGUAUUUCUGCCUUUUUUCUGACAGCCUGCUUAAUCUGGACACUGGAUAAUACGGACACUAUGGCCUCUUCCCUUCCCUUUCUGUCCGUAUUAUCAGGGUCGUAGCUAGGUUUAUUGUAACGGGUGGGGGGAGGUGGGGGGUGCAUUAUCCCGAGUGCUGAACGAAGGCAAGUGCAUUGUAGGUGGGUCUGGGGGUAUCCUCCCCCAGAAGAUUUUCAAAUUUGGAGGCUCCUAAACGCUAUUUUCAGCACUUGUCAUGAGAUAUGUCUCCGAAAAAUCGACCUUCAAUAUGAAAAUGGCAAACAAUUGCAAGUCACCAUAAUCAAAAUAUCUGAGUCUAAAGAAAACAAAUCCAUCCACAGACUUGAUUUGUCUGGCUCAAUAGGUCCAGGGAGGGCAGCUGCCCUCCUUCCCCCCCACCCUAGCUAUGGCUCUGAUUAUAGCCUGAAUUUCACCGAAUUUCAUCCGAUUGCUUCGAGUCGUUUUCACCUCUCAGCAACGACGUUUGACUUUCAAAAAAGUCCUUCGUCGGAUUUCAUAUGGCAACUUCGUCGCUCUCGGUAGGCCGCUUUGCGUCCAAAAAAGGCUUGCUCCGCUCUCACCACUCGCCAAGAGGUCGACUUGUAGCAAGUCUGCAACGACGUUACUAAGGGAGUAAUAACGACAGGAAGUAAUCGGAUGAAAUUCAGGCUAGCUUUUAUCAAAAAUACUUAAAAUUUCAUUUUAAUCAUUUUGUCUACAGACAUUAUUCUAUUCCUCGUUUGCCAGCAAUUUCUGGUCUGGUGUCUUUCCCUGGAGUUGUUAUGCACAGUCAUGAUUAUCGACAUCCUGAAGUAUUUACAGGAAAACAUCUGGUUAUUUUGGGUGCUGGGCCUUCUGGUGUAGAUAUUUGUCUCAACGUAGCAAACUGCGCAGAAAAAGUUUACCUCAGCCAUAAAAGAAGACUUUGCUCUAAACUUCCAGAAAAUGUGGAACAACAAAUGCCGAUAAUGUCUGUUUGCGCGGAUGGAACAGUCCUGUUUGAGGAUGGACAAGAGAGGAAAGUUGACUGCAUCUUAUUGUGCACUGGUUACAUUUUUUCGUUUCCAUUCCUGCAUGAUGACUGUAGUAUUCAGGUCAGGAACAAUCGGGUGACUCAUUUAUACAAACACAUUUUUAAUACAAAAUACCCAACGCUGUCUUUCAUCGGAGUGUGUUCCUUUUUCUGCUUAUUUUCACGUUUUAGUGUUCAAGCUCAGUACAUUGCAUCAAUGUUAAGUGGACGAAAGAGCUUGCCAUCUGAAGAGCAGAUGAAUGCUGAUGAAGAAAAAGAUUUUCAGGAGACACUCUUUCUUGGUAUGCCUGAACACUAUGCUCAUGGUUUUGGAACAAGGGGAGAUUAUAACGGUGUCAUUGCACAGCUGGCUGGAGUUGAUCGACUGAGUCCACUUUACGAAAACCUUUAUAAAUACGUGAUUGAGAAAAGGAAGUAUCACGUGAUGGAUUACACGAAAGACAAUUAUAAGGUUAAUGCUGACGGAACAUGGACAAGUCAAUUGUUUUAG